Messenger RNA from Cotesia congregata, 3441 nucleotides. Lineage: Eukaryota; Metazoa; Arthropoda; Insecta; Hymenoptera; Braconidae. The record is from the annotation of a GenBank genome assembly.
CAACCAACUGGACAAGUAAUGGAUAUCAAGGUCAUCGCGUGUGUUGUUGUUGUCCUCGUGAGUAUUAGUGAAGGUGAUCUGGGCGUGCCAUUGAGGGAUCUUACCAACGGCAAGUUUCUCUAUACUCACGAAUCAAGGAUGCAGAAACGGGAAGCACUUGGUGGCGAUGUUAAAACAAAAAAAACUAUUAAAUCUAAUGAAGCAAUACCUGACUAUGACUCUGCUUUGGAUCCUAUUGAACCCUCGCCGGAUGCUGAUGAUAAUUAUGAUCCUUAUACCGAUCCUCCUCCAGAGCCUACCACCGCGAAACCUAAAACUAAAGCACCUACUAAAAAUCCGGUUAAGUCGCCGUCAAAACGACCUAGUCCUGGGGUCAAAAGUCCGCCAGCUAAACCUAAAACUCCUCCGACACCCAAACCAACUCCAACUCCUGGUCCUGAUACUAUGAAUAAUGAAGAUAAACCUGAAACGCCGGAAGAGUCCCCUGAUGAACCUAAAAAACCGGUUGAAAAGCCGGAAGAUCCGAAUAAAGUGGAUGAAAGUGAAGAGGAGCCUGUAAAGGGUAAAAAAAGUCCUAAAACUAAGAAUCCCGUUGAGAAACCAGAGCAUCCAAAUAAGAAGCAGGAGGGUCAGCCUGAACCUGAAGAUGAUAAAGAGCCUAAAACUCCUGAGGGAGAAAAUGAGAAUCCGGAAGAAGAACCGGAAAAUCCGGACGGUGAAAACGAGAAUCCUGAAGAAGAGCCCGAAAAUCCUGAGGAAGAAGAACCUGAAACUCCUGAGGAAGAAAAUGAGAAUCCUGAGGAAGAACCCGAAAAUCCUGAGGAUGAAAAACCAGAAGAAGAACCUGAAACUCCUGAGGAAGAAAAUGAGAAUCCGGAAGAAGAACUUGAAAGUCCAGAUGACAAUGAAAAACCUGAGGAAGAAAAUGAGCAACCUGAAGAAGACACCGAUGCACCAGAAGAACCUGUAAACAAUAAAAAAACUCCACAAAACAGGAAUAAACCUGACAAACCUAAAAAUAAUCCUAAUAAUGCUAAGGGAGCUAAAAAUAAGCCUCAAAAGCCUAAUGAUGAUAAUAAAUCCGAAGAACCAUCUGACAAUGAAGAGAAACCUGAAGACGAACAACCAGAUGAGCCUGUAAAAAAUACAAAACGCCCAAAAGAUAACAAGAAUAAACCUAAAGCUCCUCGAAACAAUAAGAAUAAACCUAAAAAACCUGCUGAAGAUGAAGAAAAACCGGAAGAACCUACUGACAAUAAUGAAGAACCAACAGAUGACGAAGGUAACUCCGAAAAUACAGAAAAACCGGAAGAACCAAAUGAGAAUGACAAUGAACCUAAAGAUGAACAACCGGAUGAGCCUAAUGAGCCUACGAAGAAUACAAAGAGUCCAAAAGACAAUAAAACUAAACCCCAACCUCCUAAAACUAAUAAAAAUAAGCCAAAACAGUCUGAAGAUGAUGAAAAUCCAGAAGAACCUACUGAUAGUGAUAACGAGCCUGAAGAACCAACAGAAAGCGAACCCGAAGAACCAAAUAACGACGAAAAAGAACCUGACGAGCCUGAAGAAGACGAGGAGCCCACAGAAAAGCCUAAAACCAAAAAACCUCAAAAACCAAGAAGCGAUGUUAAAUCUCGUCCUUCAAAUCGACCAGCUACAAGACCUCCUCCGCCUUUUCCAACGUCAGACCCCGAUGAUAAACCAAGUCCUCCAACUCGUCCAACUACAAGACCACCUCCACCGUUCCCCAGCCCAAAGCCAGCACCUAAACCCCAAAGACCAACGCGUAGAACACCUACCACCGAAAGUCCUGAAGUUGAUGACGAAGAUCAACCAGAUCCUAACGAAGAAGACGAACCGAACGAAGACCCAGCCACUGAACCACCAGCCGUAAAAGGUCCAAAACGACCUGGCGUUAAAAAUGCUCCGAAACCCUCUUCAAGACCUACGCCACCAAGCCAAAGUCCUUCACCAACCAGACCGACCAGACGGAAACCCAAAACCACUACCACUACCACUACUCCUGCUCCCGAUGACGAAGACGAUAAUCCUGAUACCGAUCCAGAAGCCUCCGAACCAGAAGAAGACGAAUAUAUCCCUACGACCACUCCUAAACCUAAACGACCUUCCGGAACUAAGCGACCAACCACUCGACGACCUCCUAAACGUCGCACCACUACUACACCCGCUCCAGAGGAGGAGGAGGAGGAGGAAGCAGAAGAAGAGCAACCCGAGGAGCCUGAAAAUCCUGAAGACCCCGAUUCAAAUCCGGCUCCAGACUUUUCUCCAAGGUUUGGUGAAGACGAUGACGAUGACGAAGACCCUAGUUCUCCAAACCCUUCAAAGUCUCCAUCACAGCCAGACAAUUCAGCGUACCCACAAAAUCCUUUCCUCAAUCCAAACAUGGGAGCUGGCAGUUUCGCGUCUGCUAGCGCAAGUGCUAAUGCUAAUGCUAAUGCUAAUGCUAAUGCCAAUGCUAACGCAUUUUCAUCAGCAACAGCACAAGGUCCCUGGCCCGACUAUGUGCUGAGAAAACUCCCUCCAAACCUACUUCCCGAUAAUUUCAACCGCAACCUUCCCUACCCCAUGCAACCGAGAAAUAAUUUCCCAAACAACCCAAACUUUGGUACAAAAGGUUCUCCCUCUUUUUCUGCACCUCCUUCUCAAUCUAAUCCCAACUAUACCCCAAUCAUCAGUAUGUCCGGCACAUUCGAUUUGAAUGAUCCUUCAUCGCCUUCUAAACGCAAAAAUCCUUUCUUGCCCGAUCGCAAAAGCAGUGGCCCUAACGGUUAUGGUUCUCCGCUAAACUCAAACCCAAAAAAUAACAAAAACAGCAAUAAUAACAAUAUUGACGGUAAAAAAAAUUCAAACAACGGGAAUAAUCCGGCAGGAGCCGGUGCACAGAGUUACGCAAGUGCCAGCUCAAAUGCCUAUGGAGGGACUGGACCUUUUGGCGGCUUCGGACCUUUCUCAUCCCCGUAUAUUAACGGAAGAUUCGGUGGAAAUGAUAUCAGCGAAUUCCCGUAUUUAGGAUCCGGCAAUGACUGGCUGGAAAAAGUUCAACGUCAAAACAGAGAGUGGUUAGAAAAAGUUCAAGCCCAAAAUGCGGCAUUUAACCGCCAAGCCGGAAGCAACCAAGGUCCUGGCGCGUGGGCAAUCGGCUCUGCUUCUAUAACCGAUUCUGCACCAUCGCGUCCUGACACUAGAGUUUUCACGCGUACACAUGUUACGUAUCCCUUGGCAAAUCCUGAUAUAACAUCGCGAUUCGCUGAUAGCUCAGCGCCCUCCGGUGGUCAUCGAGGUGGUGAUUCACACAGCUCUUUCUCAAGUUCAAGUUCAAGUCAACGCAUAGGACCUGACGGUAAACUCGUCUCUUACAAAGAAGUAAUUACUGGAACAGAUGACAACGGAAAGAAGGUUGUCCAUGCCAUCCAUAGUUAA